ACAGUCGUGUUUCACACGGCACCAUAAUUUAUUAAAAGUUUAGAAAUUAUGUUAAAGUAAAAGUGCGCUUAGGUAUAAUGUGAGUAUAGCAAAAAUAGAAAAAUGAGAAAAUCGGCGCCUAUCCGGCAACUUUCACUUCACGUCGAAACUCCUCAGUCUCGAAGGACACUGAAAAAACAACUAUCGGAGGACAUUCCGGAUUUUAAGGAGAAGCUGAUCGUCGAUUUGGAUCCGUACGUUGCGGUAUGUACAAAAAAUUUAUUAAAAACUCGCAAUAGCGCUCUUCACACAAAGCAAGCGUGGGUCGAAGAGGGUGCUCAGCAGGUAUUGCAACAGUCAAUUCGCAAUAAUGAAGAAGGCUUAGUUGCAAAGAAGUGCAAAGAAAUGAAAAGGCCACUAACGUCUAAAAUCAUCAAGCAAUCGUCCAUAAAUAAAGACUCCAUUUUACUAUCUCACCAGGAGUUAGCCGAACGUCUUAGACAAGCAUGGAAGGAGCGUGAAAAGGAAAAACAAAACUUGAACAUUUUUUUAACGCACAACAUUAAGGAAAGGCAAGAAGAUGAAGUUACUAACGACUUGACGGAUUCAGAAUGUGCCAUUUCUGUCGACCACAGCACAGCAGAUGGCACAAAGAAGCAAAAGACCGCAUUACAACGCCAUAUCUCAACCAACGAAAACUCUAAGAGCAUCUUUCAGAAGCGUAUGCGGCGAACGCACAGCGUAGACGACGCUCAGCUCGACUUUAUCUAUUCUCCUGUAAAAAAUGAAGACAUCAAAAACAGGAAUGUGGUAGUUGUCCCGUUAAUUGAGUCUAUGAAACUUCAAGAAUCAAAUAGUCCAAAGCCGGAGGUCCCAAAGCCAAAAUUAACCAGAAGUUCUUCCUGCGAACCAAACGCUCCUUCGGACGAACGCAAGCCGAUAAACGUCAUCAUACGACCCAUGACAGCAACAACGAAACGUGACGCCUAUCGCAGUCGCGUCAAUUCCGCUUUCAACACCAGCAACUCCACUCCCUUCACCAAAGAAAAUCCCAGACCACCACAAAUCCGCGCAUCUCCUGCUCUCUUAAAGCCAUCCCCCAAGCUGAAUUUUGUCCCGGUAAAAAGGCGAUUAAAAUCGGCAUCGAAGAAGAAAAGCGGAAAGCUAGCGAAAAGCGAAUCGAUCGAUGAGCGAGACGAAGAAAAGUAUAACAGCAGAAAAUUGCAAAGGUGCGUGACGACGACGGGACCCGACGUCGUCACCAUGGUUUCAUUGCUCAGUCCCGAGGAGAGCGAGACGGAAGAACAGCCCGAGUCUGAGAAGGUGAAACCGAAACCAACCCCGCCUGCUGUUUCUAGAGGUCCGUCGCUAGAGAAAAAUGAAAAAGAUGAUUCUAAUAAAAGUUUCCAUUUAAGGAAAACUGUAUCUUUUCAACAGUCGAGUAUAUACGCCGUUCGAAGCUUUUCAGCAAGUUUUCCCGCACGACGUGGAUCCGUCGUUACCGCCCUAAUGUUGAACAGUUCCAAUUCCGAUAAGUGUGCAAACCUAGAGAAGCGAACAACACAAGAAACCGGCACGGAUGAUGGCCGAGAACCGAAACGUCGAUUGCUCAGGACCAAAAGUAACUCUUUGUACAGCUCUACAGAACUGGAAGAGUCCACCGAGUUGCAAUGUGAAAAUAAAAACCCUAGCAGUACAACCCAAAAUGGAUCUCUAAAUGGAUCAAACGAUGUAAAGUUGGAAGUGAACGAGAGUCCUCCGUCCAGCAAUGAACCAGCAUUUGAGACGCCCAAAGAGAAACAAUGUUGGGAAAUGUACCGGAAAAUGAGCGGAAAAGGGGUUCGCAUUUCGUUCGAGACUAUACUUAGAGGAAUGUUAACGCCUACAGAGUAUAGAUUGAGAAGAAAAUCGAACGCUGCAUUAGAGAACGUUGAAGAUAAUACUGCCGAUAGUGUUUCAUAAAGAUAUUGGUUUUGAAUGUUUACAAAGUAUAUAAUUACUGACGAUCGAUUGUAGCUGUAAUUGCUUGUGUAGAUCUACCGUUAGGUACGUGUAGGUACCUACACAUAACGGAGAUUUUAACUUCGCACAAAUAUUUAUAUUGGGUAAUUAAGGAAAAUGCAUCCAUUCAUGUGCUGAAUUCCAUGUUCCUUUUAGUCAUUAAGUUACAUUUAGU
Photinus pyralis (common eastern firefly) is the source of this 2155-nucleotide messenger RNA. RefSeq lists its product as uncharacterized. The transcript is spliced from 3 exons. Lineage: Eukaryota; Metazoa; Arthropoda; Insecta; Coleoptera; Lampyridae. The coding region runs from base 103 to 1941 and encodes 612 amino acids. The record is from RefSeq and is a predicted model, not a curated record.